CACUGCGUCUGCGCGCACUGAGGUAGCGCUGCGGUUGGGGCCGCCCGCGGUGCGUCCCUAGCGACCUGUGCUGCACCGCGCCAGCCAGCCUGCAGAAGUGUGGCGAGCGACGCCGGAUAAGUAACGUCCAGGCGCCUCCCUCCAGCGCUUCGCAUCCAGUCGCGAGCCCCGCGCUUGAGGCUACAGGUCCCGCGAGCCCCCCGCCCAGCCGCUGAACAGAUCCCCGUUCUUGCCUCUGGCGAAGUCACCGAAGAGAGUUCGCCAUGGUGUAUGGACGAAGCGACAGCUACAGAGUUGCAGUUAACCCGAGGGUUCCCGAUGACGGCCGGACGCCAGACGGGCGGCCUAGGGCUCGGCGGAAGAUCGGAAAGAAGGAAAAGGAACAGAACUUGGAUGACCUCAAGCAGGAAGUGUCGAUGGAUGAGCACAAAAUCCCCAUCGAAGAACUUUAUGCACGACUUGGCACGAAUCCAGCCACAGGCCUCACAUCACAACAAGCUAGGGAAGUUUUUGAAAGGGACGGUCCAAACUCUUUAACGCCCCCGAAGAAGACACCAGAAUGGGUCAAAUUCUGUAAGAACCUCUUUGGGGGUUUCUCCUUACUACUGUGGAUCGGCGCGGUGCUCUGCUUCAUCGCAUAUUCCAUCCAGGCAGGCACAUUCGAGGAACCGCCCGAUGAUAAUUUGUACCUGGGGGCAGUAUUGGCCAUUGUAGUUAUUGUAACAGGUUGUUUCUCCUACUAUCAAGAAGCCAGGAGUUCAAAAAUUAUGGAGUCUUUCAAAAACAUGGUUCCACAGUAUGCCAUAGUGAUCCGUGAUGGACAAAAGUUACACCUUCCCGCUGAGGAGGUUGUGGUGGGAGACGUGUGUGAGGUAAAAGGUGGUGAUCGAAUCCCUGCUGACAUGCGGGUCAUCCAAGCACAAGGUUUCAAAGUGGACAACUCGUCCUUGACCGGUGAAUCUGAGCCCCAGACGCGCUCGCCAGAGCUUACGAACGAGAAUCCGCUGGAAACGAGGAACUUGGCCUUCUUCUCCACCAACUGUGUUGAAGGUACUGGCAUGGGUGUGGUGAUCAACACUGGUGACCGGACUGUUAUGGGCCGCAUUGCGAACUUGGCCUCUGGCCUCGAGAUGGGUGAGACGCCCAUUGCCAGGGAGAUUGCCCAUUUCAUCCACCUCAUCACCGGAGUCGCUGUGUUCUUGGGAGUAACCUUCUUCGUGAUUGCCUUCAUCUUGGGCUACCACUGGCUAGAUGCCGUCAUCUUCCUCAUUGGUAUCAUUGUGGCCAACGUGCCCGAAGGUCUCCUGGCCACUGUCACCGUGUGUCUCACCCUUACUGCCAAGCGAAUGGCCGCCAAGAACUGUCUCGUGAAGAACUUGGAAGCCGUAGAGACCCUUGGGUCAACCUCAACUAUCUGCUCUGACAAGACUGGCACCCUGACACAGAACCGUAUGACUGUUGCCCACAUGUGGUUCGACAACCAGAUCAUCGAAGCUGACACUACGGAAGAUCAGUCCGGCGUCCAGUAUGACAGGUCCUCUGCUGGAUGGAAGGCACUCGCCCGCAACUGCUGCCUCUGCAGCAGGGCAGAGUUCAAGGCUGGACAGGAGAACGUCCCUAUCCUCAAGCGAGAGUGCACGGGUGAUGCUUCGGAGUCUGCCAUUCUCAAGUGCAUGGAGCUUGCCAUCGGCAGCGUUGCUGCCUACAGGCAGCGCAACCCCAAGGUCUGCGAGAUCCCCUUCAAUUCCACCAACAAGUACCACGUAACUGUGCACGAGACUGAAGAACCCGAUGACCCAAGCUACAUCCUGCUCAUGAAGGGUGCCCCCGAGCGUAUCCUCGACCGUUGCUCCACCAUCUUCAUCAACGGCAAGGAGAAGGUACUCGACGACGAGAUGAAGGAAGCCUUCAACAACGCCUACUUGGAACUGGGAGGCCUUGGAGAGCGUGUCAUUGGCUUUUGCGACUACAAGCUGCCAACAGACAAGUACCCACCCGGAUACCCCUUCGACGCCGACGAACAGAACUUCCCACUCACCGGACUUCGUUUUCUUGGUCUUGUCUCCAUGAUUGACCCCCCACGUGCUGCUGUGCCCGAUGCUGUUGCCAAAUGCCGAAGUGCCGGCAUCAAGGUUAUCAUGGUGACUGGUGACCACCCGAUCACUGCCAAAGCCAUCGCCAAGGCUGUUGGAAUCAUUUCCGAGGGUAACGAAACCGUGGAAGACAUUGCGCAGCGACUGAACGUACCCGUGGAGGAAGUGAACCCGCGGGACGCCAAGGCGGCCGUGAUCCAUGGCUCGGAACUGAGAGACAUCAGCCCUGAACAGUUGGACGACAUUCUGCGUCACCACACCGAAAUCGUCUUCGCCCGAACCUCGCCCCAGCAGAAGCUCAUCAUUGUGGAGGGCUGCCAACGCCUGGGAGCCAUUGUGGCCGUGACUGGGGAUGGCGUCAACGACUCGCCUGCCCUCAAGAAGGCCGACAUUGGUGUUGCCAUGGGUAUUGCUGGGAGCGACGUGAGUAAGCAGGCAGCCGACAUGAUCCUGUUGGACGACAACUUUGCCUCCAUUGUCACCGGUGUUGAAGAAGGUCGUCUGAUCUUUGACAACCUGAAGAAGUCCAUUGCAUACACCCUGACCAGUAAUAUUCCUGAAAUCAGUCCUUUCCUGUUGUUCAUCUUGGCUGAUGUGCCCUUGCCUUUGGGAACCGUUACCAUCCUGUGCAUUGACUUGGGAACUGACAUGGUGCCUGCUAUUUCCCUUGCGUAUGAGAUGGCAGAAAGUGACAUUAUGAAGCGUCAGCCCCGUGACCCACUCAAGGACAAACUUGUGAAUGAAAGGCUGAUCUCUAUCUCGUACGGUCAGAUCGGAAUGAUGCAAGCCGCGGCUGGAUUUUUCGUUUACUUUGUCAUCAUGGCUGAAAACGGCUUCUGGCCAAGCAAACUGCUUGGACUACGUAAGCACUGGGAUUCCAAGGCAGUCAACGACCUCAUGGACUCAUACGGCCAAGAGUGGACAUACAAGAACCGCAAGACCCUGGAAUAUACCUGCCACACAGCAUUCUUCGUGUCUAUCGUUAUUGUGCAAUGGGCUGACUUGAUCAUCUGUAAAACAAGGAGGAACUCUAUUGUCCACCAAGGAAUGAAGAAUCAUGUCCUGAACUUUGGAUUAGUUUUUGAGACUGCCUUAGCUGCGUUCCUCUCAUACUGCCCAGGCAUGGACAAAGGUCUCAGGAUGUACCCACUGAAGAUCAACUGGUGGUUACCCGCACUGCCAUUUUCCCUCCUGAUCUUCGUGUACGACGAGAUUCGUCGCUACAUAUUGCGCCGCAACCCAGGAGGAUGGAUCGAGAUGGAGACCUACUACUGAACAUUGCCCACGCGUAGUCUUCUUAUCUCUCUCUCUUCAACAGACCUUCUUCGUUUUACUUCUUUAUUUUUUUUUUUUCGACGAACCUUCGUUUUACCAUCGCAUUUUUUCUUUUAAGAAAAAAAAAACGAAAGAGGGGCGGAGGGGCUGCCCUGCCCCCCACCCUUCCCGGUAUGGACGGGAAAAGAAAAACUAUGUACCAAGCCAACCAACAAAAGCUGGCACAAGCGCGGCACACUUUUCGCGUUAGUAGCCUUAGUGUUGUUGUUGCUAGGAGGCGAGGAGGAGAGAGAGAGGGGAGGAGGGAAAGUAUUUGCUGCACCUUCGUAGUUUGAGACGCUUGGAGGAAGCUGCUGCAGGAAGGAGGGAUGGAGAGAGAAUGGGAGGAACUGAAUUGAGGAAGGGAGGGAAGGAAAAGGGAAAAGGGAGCUGCGCCGAGGCACAAGUGCUGUGUUUGGUAGCUGCGGACAAAAGUGCGAGGGAGGACCGAAACUGGGCAGCCGUUUGCCACACCACCGCUGCACGCAGGGGUAGGGAAGAAGAGACGUGGCACGGCAACUGCCCACACACACCAUCGUCGGCCGUGCUUUCGAAGAUCGGUGCACAAGGAGGUGCCCCCUUCCUUGUCAGUCGUCUCAAGACCACCACCACCACCACCGCUGCUGCAGCGACUGCCACACCGCCCCCUCCCGCCGAACGACCGACCGACCAACUGCCGCCGCGCCCCAGUCAUCGACCGCCAGGAGAGAAGGUUGGGAGAAAAAAGGUGGAGGGGGGAGAGAAACACCGCACCGAGCGCGUCCAACCUUUUCCAUUCUUCCCGUUCUCCUCCCUUUUUGACCGCUGCCAGUCCCUUUCUUCACGGCAACUGUUCCCGCCAGCCUUUUUUUCUUUCUUUCUGUCGGUCUCUCAUCUCUGUCAGAAAACUCUGGUGUCUCGCUCGGAGAGUGCUUUUGUCUUUUUUUUUUCUUUCUUGUGGUGUAGAUACUGUUUCUUUUUUCUUUCUCAUGAUAUCACUAUUAUAACUAUUUCAGUCGCUUUUUUUUUUCUCUCUCGCUCUAUAUUUUUUUUUUCUUUGCUGACGGGUGUGUACCGUAACAGUGCUCUUAUUACUGCUACUACUACUACUACAGCAUCAUCCCAUUAUCAGGAUCUUUUUUUUUUUUGUCUUCCUUUUCCCCGUUGUGUGUCGUGUACCAUACAAAUUUUACCCCGCUCUCACGUUGUUUGUUGUUUCUUUUCUUGUGGGGUAUUUGCAUGAAGUGGUCGGUACAAGUGGAAAAAAAAAGUUAAAUAAAGGCGAGGUAAUAUAUGGUGAACUAAAAGGACGGAAAAAAAAUGGCUUUGCAUUCAAUCGAGGCAAACUGUUACGUGGUAAAAAAAACUGGGGCUAGGUGAUGAGUUUUGGGUGUCUCGAUGCUUCGUUUUAGAGAGCUUUGGAGUGUGGUGUUCUUAGUUGCAAAGUUGCAGCAGCAAUUACCGCAGCGGGAACCGUAAAUAUUUAAAACACUUAGCAAGCGAGUUCACAUGCAAGUCGGCGUGAACAUUCCACAUUUGCCUGUCCCAGUUUGUUGGUCCCUUUUUUUCUUCGUUUUUUUUUUUUUUUAUUGCUGCUGCCCUUGGAGCCACCUCCUCUUUCCCAUCGCACCUCUUUCCUCCUCUUCCACUGCCGUUUUUUCGUCCCUUGUCACCACUCUCAUCAACUUCAGAUGCUUACAAAGGAGAACAUCGUGCACACAGAUACACACAUACAACCAACCACUGUGUGUUAGUUCUCAAACGUGCUUUUUUUCUUUCUGUUUUUCUUGUUACUACUUGUAAACUUGAGGAAUCUUGGUUUUUUUUUUUUUUUUUUCAUUGCAGCAGUGUAUCUGUUUCUUAUAGACAUGCGAGAAUGGACCUUUCUUGAAACUUUUUUUCAUUUCUUUUGCAAAGAGAAGUAGUUUUUCGGCCGUGGAAGGGAUCGGAGAAGGCUAAUUCCUCUUCCUGUGUCGUAGGGGAGAGUCACACCUGAUCAGAGACAACGAUGAUGUUGUUCAUGACCGGUACCCGGUGCAGCUAGGUAAAGAAAAAAAAAAUACCCUUCGACAUUUUGGUAGCAUGUAUUGUAGAGAAUUCAUACAACUCUAGGUAUAAAUGGUGAGAGACAUAGAAACACAUGCCGCUGUCGAGGUUAUUGUUGCUAUUGCUAACAGUUAAGCCUGUUUCCUUUUAUUCUUGCUGCUUGUUUAUACUUGCCCUGUCUUGAUGUGGCAGGUUGUGUAACAGGUUUAGAUUGUACCAUGCUGAGCAGAACUUCCUAUGUCUGGGAAAGAUGGUCUACGAUGGUCAUGGCUGGCCCCUUGUUGGUUUCCUGUUACGUACGUGUACUAUUGCAUUUCACUAGUGUAGCGCCUUUUUUUUUUCAUUUCUGUUCGUGCUCUGUCAUAGUUUCCGUUUGAGUGACAAGAAAGUAAAAUAUGUAGUUCUUAAACACACUGACAUGAGGGUUGAGGGUAAAUUUGGGGAGCCUCGUUGUGCUGAGGCUUAGGGACUACUUUCUCGGCCAGUUUGAGUGUUGUACUUUGUGUCGUUUCGUUUCUCUGGGUGGGUCGGGUUGGGAGGGGACGUUGUUAUCAUCCCAGAAGCCUUUUCUCUUUCGUAUAUGUUGUCGUUUUGUUUCUCAUGGAAACUGGCUUGGCGCUGGCAUUUGGUUAAGGUGGUUAAAAAAAAAGAAAAAGGAAAAGGGGUGCAAUAUUCAGAAGCGUCCUUUGCGUGUAUGAAGACGAGUCUAGGUCACUGCAAGUUGCGUGUAGUGUCGUUCAUUUUCUUGUCCAUUAUGCAGAGCAUAAUUUAUAUGCUUCGCUCUAUCUUUUUUUCCUUCUUUUUGCUCCCUUUUAGUGUUAUGCUAUAUCUUAGGUGCAUCACGUCCUUGUGAAAUUUUUUAAAAGUAGUUUCGUUCAGUCCAAAGCAAGCACUGCCGCUUGUUCUGCCUCGCGUGUAAAGAGCGGGGAAAACAACUAAGGUGUAUUGAAAAAAAAAUCAAAGAAAUAUACCAGCAUGCAGUUGACGAGACGAGAUUUUUUUUUUUUUCAAUUUGGCCGGUGUUGUAAAACUUGCACGCGUUGUGUGGAGAGAUGAAUUGAUCGGCAGCCGUUGGCUGUGGAUUCGGUUCUUUUGUUGGUUCGGUGUCACCGAUGCAUUUGGUUCUGUUGCCCUUUUUGUCUUUGCAUGAAGCAUUUCUUUCAGUGGGACUCUUUUUUUUUUUUUUUUUUCUUUCCUGUGCCGCGCAUACCACCAUUUCACAAUGAAGUUGUAUAGAUUUCAGAAAUAUUGCUCUAUAGAAAGCUGUAAAGAAGAGACACAUGCUAUAUAUUAUACAUAACAUAUAAAUACGUACCAAUUACAUUUUUUUUUUGUGACUGUCAUAUAACUUGCCACAUGAAAGCCUUGUUUUUUCCUUCCUUUUUUUCCUUGCUUUCUCGUUUUUGCAUUUGAUGGGGGCGAAGGAAAACAUAGCAGGUGCAGAUAAGGAAGUCUCCUUUCUUUGGUUUGCGUGUGCAAUGAAACGAUGAUGGUACAAAGAAAAAAAAUUGUGCAAGGACGGAAUAUUUUUACGGACACUUAUAUCUAGCACGCAUUUUUAUUGUAUGGAAAAGUGGAGUAGCUGGUUCAAGGAAUAAAAUGAAAUGAAAUGUU
Molecule: messenger RNA, 7046 nt
Organism: Rhipicephalus sanguineus (brown dog tick)
Lineage: Eukaryota; Metazoa; Arthropoda; Arachnida; Ixodida; Ixodidae
Gene: Atpalpha
Product: sodium/potassium-transporting ATPase subunit alpha
Exons: 19
Coding region: 264-3368 (1034 amino acids)
Biological process (GO): intracellular potassium ion homeostasis; intracellular sodium ion homeostasis; potassium ion import across plasma membrane
Cellular component (GO): membrane
Molecular function (GO): ATP binding; ATP hydrolysis activity; P-type sodium:potassium-exchanging transporter activity
Source: RefSeq, a predicted model, not a curated record